GGGAGGCAAAAUUGAGACAUCAGGAACAGUCCGGAACCUGCCCCACUGGUCCCAUGUCGGAUGUCACCGAAAAUUACCCCGUGACUGCCCACCCAAUCCUCCACAAAUGAUGGACUCAGAAAGUUUAACUUUUCAAUGCACCAUGGAUUCUGACAUUAGACGAGUGGCAUCAUUGGAGAAGGAUGUUUUAUUCCUACAAAAACAACACAGAGAAACACUGAGGAAACUACAUGAGGAAAUCGAAGAAUUAAAACGUGAAAAUAAAGAACUGCACUAUCAAUCGAUAAUGGAGCCACAACAAUCUGAAGUAUCUCCAAGAUGCAGAUCUCAAACACAACAGCCCAGCUACACAGAGCAGACCAGCCAUCCUCUGCAUGAUCUGCCAUCUCCAUCAGCAAAUCUAAGAGUGGAUACAGCAAGCACAUCUCAUCUUUUAAGAUCAGAUUUAAAUGCAAAAUCAAAAAGGGGGUUGAUCACAUCCUUGCUUCCCCUGCGGAUUGAUGGUGGUCCAUUUCACUCCCCCUAUGCCCCCACCCUGCAGGAGUGUGAGGUCAUCAUCAGACAGCUCUGUAAAAACAACAACUUGCAGUCCCAGGAGCUGCUACGUGUGAAGGCCAUCCUCAAAGACAUAAUAGUCAACAACAAGAAAAUGUCCCAAGAGGCUUACACACUGACCAAGGCCUACCCCUCUGAUGCAGACAGAGACAAAGACAUUGGAAUGUUUCCAAAACUACCUCUCAAGUCACUGCCAAAAAAACUGCCCCCAGCCUCAAUUGGCAUGAGAGAAAGAGUAAUCUUGCCAGCCAUCAAACAGAGCCUAAACUCCAGAAUAGCAGAGAGGCAGAAGAAGGCACAAGUUGUGCUGAGAUCCCGUCUGAGAAGAGUGGUGCAGUAGGACACAGCAUUAUCAUCACAAAAUUUGCAUCCCUCAGUUUUGAACUGAGUGUGUUGUCUGUGAAUAAAGUAAAGGUGUAAAGUCUGUGAAUGAUACACUCUUGAGUUCCAUCUCACUAACUGUUUAAAAAAAUAUAAAAAAUCACCUUUAUUUA
Oncorhynchus gorbuscha (pink salmon) is the source of this 1049-nucleotide messenger RNA. Its product is annotated as coiled-coil domain-containing protein 74A-like. The transcript is spliced from 8 exons. Bases 107 to 895 code for a protein of 262 amino acids. NCBI's taxonomy places the organism in Eukaryota, Metazoa, Chordata, Actinopteri, Salmoniformes, Salmonidae. The record is from RefSeq and is a predicted model, not a curated record.